Amorphotheca resinae ATCC 22711 is the source of this 1480-nucleotide messenger RNA. RefSeq lists its product as hypothetical. Gene Ontology annotation, cellular component: endoplasmic reticulum; dehydrodolichyl diphosphate synthase complex; lipid droplet. Gene Ontology annotation, molecular function: ditrans,polycis-polyprenyl diphosphate synthase [(2E,6E)-farnesyl diphosphate specific] activity. The record is from RefSeq and is a predicted model, not a curated record. The transcript is spliced from 3 exons. Lineage: Eukaryota; Fungi; Ascomycota; Leotiomycetes; Helotiales; Amorphothecaceae. Bases 234 to 1295 code for a protein of 353 amino acids.
CGGGGGUUUCUACCAACUCAAACCAAACCACAUCUUCUCUCGCAACAUCUCGUCCUUACCAUCCUCCCUCUUGAUACCCCAUACCUGUUAAUCCACAGACGGCCCUCAAAGGCAUCAUACAUCAGCUUCAUUUCUCCUGUCGUCGCCGCUUCUCGCCAUAUUAUUUCACUGCUCCGAGAAAGGUUUCCAGCUGCAGGCCACCUGCCCUCGUCCUUCGCAUCCCGGCCGGCAACAUGUCUUCGAUGUACCUCUCCCAGUUGCGGAAGUGGAUACUGGAGUCGCCGCCCAUUGAAUGGGGAUUGAACCAGCUACGAGAGUUGCUCAUUGGGGCUUUGCGGCAAGGCCCCAUUCCCCAACAUGUUGCCUUCGUAAUGGACGGCAAUAGACGGUUCGCGCGGACUCAUAAAAUCGAAACGGUCGAAGGCCAUAAUCUGGGGUUUGAAGCUUUAGCAAGGAUACUUGAGAUCUGCUACAAAUCUGGGGUCAAGACCGUGACGGUCUACGCGUUCAGCAUAGAGAACUUCAAACGCUCGAAAUACGAAGUGGAUGCUUUGAUGGAAAUGGCGAAGGCCAAGCUAUCUCAACUGACGCAACACGGGGAUCUGCUGGAUAGAUAUGGAGCGAGGGUACGCAUCUUAGGGCAGAGGGAGCUGGUCAAACCGGAUGUCUUGGAGGCCAUUGAUAAUGCUGUCGAGUUGACUAAAAACAACGUCGACACGGUGCUCAAUAUUUGCUUUCCUUAUACGUCCCGGGACGAGAUCACAAGUGCUAUUAGAUCUACCGUCGAAGACUACUCCAGACCACUGGCUACACAAGCUCGGCCCUUCUCUCAAACACGAAUCACCCAGAAAAUCCGAUCCAGGAAUAUCAAUGCUUUACAUUCGAAUUCACCCCGCAGGAACAGUUCCCCAGAACCACCAAGUACUUCCGACAUCGACGACUCCGCAUCAUCCUCUACUACCCUGCAUCCAGAAUCACCGCCAAUUGAUAGUCGAGAAGGAGAGGUCUAUCCAGAUCCAGAAACAAUAACAGUGGAUACGGUAACAGACCAUCUAUAUACCGUUGGCGAUCCCCCUUUAGACCUCCUAGUUCGAACAAGUGGGGUAAAGAGACUGAGUGAUUUCAUGCUCUGGCAAUGCCAUGAGGAUACGGAAAUUGUGUUUUUGGAUUGUCUAUGGCCAGAGUUUGACUUGCGGCAUUUCCUCCCCGUCCUAGUUGAGUGGCAGUGGAAACAGAAACACAUCGAGGAGAAGGCAGGGAAUGGGUUCAAGGGGUCCAAAACGAAGGUUCGAUAGGAGGGUGUGAAUGGGCUGUACAGGUAGCCUCAUGCGUGUCGGAAUAGCUCUGAAGGUAUCACACGCAAAAGGCAGCCAUCUUACCUACCAAAGGUUGGUGUGUCUGCUCUACUACAAUUGUAUAUAUUUAUUAGAUUCUUAUUUUAGCUGCUCAGGGACUCCCUAUAUACCACCUUACGAGACAU